Messenger RNA from Ictalurus punctatus (channel catfish), 3609 nucleotides. RefSeq names its product SRSF protein kinase 1b (gene srpk1b). The record is from RefSeq and is a predicted model, not a curated record. Lineage: Eukaryota; Metazoa; Chordata; Actinopteri; Siluriformes; Ictaluridae. Gene Ontology annotation, molecular function: ATP binding; protein kinase activity. The coding region runs from base 503 to 2434 and encodes 643 amino acids. The transcript is spliced from 15 exons. Gene Ontology annotation, biological process: regulation of mRNA processing; spliceosomal complex assembly; protein phosphorylation.
GCAAGCACAUAAGAAAGACGAAGAAACAUGAUGUAGAGAACAGCAGAAGUACUAUAUUUAGAAAGGGAGGAAAAAAAUGUUGGUUGGAAGACGGAACCAAAAUAUAGAAGCGGAGAAAGGAUGUAAAAAGAGGAGGAGGAGGAAAGCAGGAGAGGUCCCAUGGAGAGAAGGAGGGCUCUCUGCAGUUAUGAAGGAGAAAUAAGGAGGCGGUAAUAUUUAUUUAUUUAUUUAUUUUUUACCUGCAAUGCAGUGCCAGGCUGCUCCAGCCAAUCAGAAUGCGAGGCAGGGAAAGAAAGGGGUGGGCUUUGAGGACUGACGCCAGCAGAGCAUGGCACACAGAGACAGAAAAUGUGAUUAUGAAAGUGAGCGGGCGAGGAAGAUGUUUGUGUGAGUGUGUGACAGUAAAGCGGGGGAGAGUGAGCGAGAGAGAGAGUGCGCGAGAGAGUUUCUCCUCAUUGGAAUAUCUCAUUGUGCAGAGCGCACGAGCUGCAGCCUCUAGUUCAUGGCUUUGGCUCUCACCUGUGAGCCUUGGCCACCUCCGUCUCUCAUGGGCAUCCGAGCGUCCUGUAGACCUAAUCCCCACCCGCGGGGAGCUGCCCAGCCUGACUCAGCUCUGCAGGAGCAAGAGGAGGAGAUCUUGGGCUCUGAUGAUGAAGAGCAGGAAGAUCCCAACGACUAUUGCAAGGGUGGUUAUCACCAUGUGAAGAUUGGGGACCUGUUCCACAGCCGGUACCACGUGAUCCGCAAACUGGGCUGGGGGCAUUUCUCCACUGUGUGGCUGGCAUGGGACAUCCAGGGAAAGCGCUUUGUGGCUAUGAAGGUAGUGAAGAGUGCAGAGCAUUACACUGAAACAGCUCUGGAUGAGAUCAAGCUCCUGCGCGCGGUGCGAACCUCGGACCCGAACGACCCCAGCGGAGAGAAAGUAGUGCAGCUGCUGGACGACUUCAAGAUUUCAGGUGUCAAUGGCACUCAUGUGUGCAUGGUUUUUGAGGUCCUUGGUCACCACUUGCUCAAGUGGAUCAUCAAGUCUAACUACCAGGGUUUGCCCUUACCCUGUGUUAAAAGCAUCAUUCGGCAGGUUUUGCAAGGUCUGGACUAUCUGCACACAAAGUGCAAAAUCAUCCACACAGACAUAAAGCCGGAGAAUAUCUUAAUGACCGUCGAUGAGUCAUACAUCAGGAAGCUGGCAGCCGAGGCCACGGAGUGGCAGAAAUCUGGAGCUCCUCCACCAUCCGGCUCAGCAGUAAGCACAGCUCCAGCGCCGAAACAGAUGGCGAAAAUGUCUAAGAACAAAAAGAAGAAGCUGAAGAAGAAGCAGAAGCGGCAGGCCGAGCUGCUCGAGAAACGCAUCCUGGAAAUCGAAGGACUGGACAGAGUGAACGAAGGGGGCGAGGAUGAGGAGGACGAGGAAACGGAAACCCCUGACACAACUCCGUCAGUACCCAACAGUCAGACUCUGCAGGAGAUCACAGCCGAGGCCACCGUGGAUGGAGUUCCCGAACCCUGGUCUCAGCACAGAGAAUGCACCGUGGAUGGAAACUUUAACAGCCAGCACCCCGAGGAUGAGAAGCCUGCCGAUGUGCAGCAGCAAGAGAAGGAUGAAACUCCCAUCAACCCUUACGGCAAUGUCACAGGAGAGGCGGAGUCCCAGCCCGUUAACCCUUACCCAGUGUGCAACGGGACGACACCCUGCGAGGCAGGCUGUCCUGAUGGUAAUGGACCUUUGCUUUGUGACGUGUUUGAGUCGCAGCCGAAACAGGAGACACCGGAUACAAAGAAGCUGAAUGCCUGUAAUACAGUAAACGUUUGGGAGGUGGAGUCGAGACCCAAGAAUGAGGCGGAGCCAAUUUCACAGGCAGGCCCAGACAUGGAGGACGUUAAGCUCGCAGCAGGGAAUCUGUUGGUGAACCCACUGGAACCACUGAACGCUGACCAGAUCCAGGUGAAAAUCGCUGACCUGGGCAACGCCUGCUGGGUGCACAAACACUUCACAGAUGAUAUUCAGACACGGCAGUAUCGUUCUCUGGAGGUGCUAAUCGGUUCAGGCUACAGCACCCCAGCAGACAUCUGGAGCACAGCAUGCAUGGCAUUUGAACUGGCGACCGGGGAUUACCUGUUUGAACCUCAUUCCGGAGAGGAUUACUCCAGAGAUGAAGAUCACAUUGCGCUGAUCAUGGAGCUGCUGGGCAAAGUUCCUCGCAAACUCGUCAUAAACGGCAAAUAUUCAAAGGAGUUCUUCACUAAGAAAGGUGAGCUGAGGCACAUCACUAAGCUGAAGCCGUGGGGGCUUUUGGACGUCCUGGUGGAGAAGUACGAGUGGCAGAGGGAGGACGCGCAGAGCUUCAGCAGCUUCCUCCUCCCCAUGCUGGAUCUGAUUCCCGAGAAAAGAGCUACGGCUGCCGAGUGCCUCCGCCACGCCUGGCUCACGUCGUAGUAGCCGGGCGGGGGGAGCGGGGCUACUACGAUAUCAUCAGAUACUCACCUCCGAUAAAGACUUAACAGUCUGGUCAUUUGCCACACUUCGGCUCUUGAUGGAACAUGAAAGGGGUCCAAUCAAACAGGUGUAUUAUCUAUUUAUUUCUCGUAAUGUUCCUUUCUUAUGUACCAGGUGCAGUUUGAUGUAUCCUGCCGUUCUUGACGCUUUUAUUUUCUUCCCCUCCCUUCUGUGCGCCAAGAGAAUCUAACAACGUGCUUGUUUUCGUAUGAGGUACGAUAGCAGUUUAACAAUACAAAUACGAAUUUUCCUGUACAUUUGCUUUAGUCUUAAUCAGUCCAUCUGACAGUCAUGCUCAUUUGGCAGUACUGAUGGAAGCACAGAUGCCCUGUUUCUGCUGUGAAUAGGUUGUUUUGUUUUUGUUUUUCUUUCUUUCUUUUCCUAUUCCAGCGCAGGCUGCAUGAAACUUAUGAAUGAUGUAGACACAGAUGGCCUAGCUGUAAAUGGACAUUUACAAUAUAGACAGAUGUGAAUUUUCAGCGUAAUGAUUUCCAGCUGUGCGUGCGCUACUUUGUCAUAUGUAACUUUAAAAAAAAAAAAAAAAAAAUGUAAACGUUAAAAAAACAACGAAAAUGAAAUAAAAAUGUAUAAAAAAAAAUAAAAAAUAGAGCGCACAACUUGGGAUGUGUUGGACUGUGGGUGCGUAAAGUUUCCUAUGCGCAGUGUGGAAGAGGUGAAUGUCUUCACCACAGACCCGGUGGUGUCAUGAAACCGUCUGGUGUUUUUGUACCAAAGAGUUGGCGCUCUUCUUCAGUGUCAGUAUUGUUGCAUUCGUGCAUUUCUUUGCUCAAUAGCUCGAUGGCAAUGUUUGAGUAAAGCAAUACGAAGACGCCUUGAUGAACGCUCCUCUGGGUUUUGGGGAUUCUCCUGAUGCUGAUGUUGCUUGAAGCAGGAUCAGUGAGGAUGAUUAUUUUUUUUAUGUGUAAAUGAACGUAGGGUAAUUUUAUUGUGAAAGACCCGGACCUCUGCUUGCUCUUUUGUAUUGAAAGACUUUCACCUUUUCCAGUUUCCACAAGCACGUCCUUUUCUCUCUCUUUCUCAGCCGCUACGCUCUCUGAUUGUUCGCCGCUUCAGUGCUCCCUGUCGUUGUUAUGAAUAAAGACUUUAAAGUCGCA